Messenger RNA from Ostertagia ostertagi, 453 nucleotides. The record is from the annotation of a GenBank genome assembly. NCBI's taxonomy places the organism in Eukaryota, Metazoa, Nematoda, Chromadorea, Rhabditida, Trichostrongylidae.
ACUGUAUACGCAGCUCGUGCUGGGAACAAUCUCUAUGGGAUAGACGUUGAAGUGGAUUAUCGAGGGAGGUGGAUUAUCGAGGAGAGGAAGUUACUGUGGAGAAUUUCAUUCGCCUUCUUACUGGACGUCAUCAUCCGGCCACACCUCGAUCAAAGCGUGCGGACUACAAGACAGCAACUCAGAUUACAUGAGAAUCCUAUAAAGGGAUUCACCUCUAGGGACAAAAGAAUGAGACGUAAGUUCAACAAUGAAAAAGUGAGCGAAGUGGAAUAUACGUUGCUAGCACUCGCAAUGUAUCAUGAAAUGUUUUUGAUUGCUGACACUUGUCGAAGCGCUUCGAUGUACGAAUGGGUGUCGAGUCCUGGCGUGCUUUCUUCCAGCAGCAGUUUGACACAUGAGGAGAGCUACUCGUACGAUGUAGAUGACGAAAUCGGAGUAUACGUCAUUGAUAGG